Messenger RNA from Tupaia belangeri chinensis (Chinese tree shrew), 904 nucleotides. It is a transcript of the gene AARD, whose product is annotated as alanine and arginine rich domain containing protein. Lineage: Eukaryota; Metazoa; Chordata; Mammalia; Scandentia; Tupaiidae. The record is from RefSeq and is a predicted model, not a curated record. The transcript is spliced from 2 exons. The coding region runs from base 53 to 553 and encodes 166 amino acids.
GGAAGCAAGUAGCUAACUAGAGCGCGCCGAGGGGUGACUGCACGUCUCCGCGAUGGGCCCGGGGGACGCCAGCAGCUGCAGAGAGAGAAUUUCCCCGGGGCCACACAGAGUCCCAGGCAGACCUGGGCUUCGGCCCAGAGCCUCUAGUGGCUCAAUGGGCUUCCCCUGGAGCGACAGGAGCACCACGGUCCGGGAGGAGGACCCAGGCGCCAGCCCGAGGCUAGAGGACGUCAGACAGCGGUUCGUGCGCGCCUUCCAGCGAGCUGUGCGGUGCGGGGGCUCCAGGCGGGCGCAGGAGGCUGCGGCUGCCGCUGCACCAGCUGGCGCCCCGGGAAAAAUAGCUGCCGCCCGGGAAGAGCGCAGCCGGGCGCGCGUGGAGGGCGCCCUGGCCGGGCUGCGCUCGGAGCUGCUGGAAAUGCAUUUCCAAAACCGCCAGCUGGCAAGAACUUUACUGGAUUUAAACAUGAAAAUGCAGCAAUUGAAAAAGGAGUAUGGAGUGGAAAUUGCAUCAGAAACUCAAAGUCCAGAAGAUGAUGAUAUGAAUUCAGAAUAAGGGAAUGUAUGUGUGAAGACCUGAACCUGAAAAAUAAUGUAGACAACUCUGAAACGAUUCUGACAGUAACAUUACGGAUGCUUUGCAUAAGCUUUGAGGGGCAACUUGUAGGCCAAAAACUUAGAUGCCAAGGGGGAGCCACAAAAAAGUACCAUGAGAAAGGCGAGAGAAAUGGUCUGUUAUUUAAUUUUAAAGUUACUUACUCAUUAUUUUGGCUGGGACAUAGAGGUAAAAAUAAAUACAUAUCAACAAGUGCCUUAAUGCCAACUUGCAGUAUUUCAUCUUCGUCAUCUUACCUUCCUGAUAUCGCCUGAACUUUUAGAAUGUGUGCUUGUUUUUGUUUUACUUGUU